Molecule: messenger RNA, 5296 nt
Organism: Haliotis rufescens (red abalone)
Lineage: Eukaryota; Metazoa; Mollusca; Gastropoda; Lepetellida; Haliotidae
Exons: 2
Coding region: 722-3265 (847 amino acids)
Source: RefSeq, a predicted model, not a curated record
GUUACAUCAGCCAGGUACACAGUGUGUCUCCCCUCAGUUACAUCAGCCAGGUACACAGUGUGUCUCCCCUCAGUUACAUCAGCCAGGUACACAGUGUGUCUCCCCUCAGUUACAACAACCAGGCACACAGUGUGUCCCCCGCUCAGUUACAUCAGCCAGGCACACAGUGUGUCUCCCCUCAGAUACAUCAGCCAGGUACACAGUGUGUCUCCCCUCAGUUACAUGAGCCAGGUACUGUGUGUCUCCCCUCAGUUACAUCAGCCAGGCACACAGUGUGUCUCCCCUCAGUUACAUCAGCCAGGUACACAGUGUGUCUCCCCUCAGUUACAUCAGCCAGGUACACAGUGUGUCUCCCCUCAGUUACAUCAGCCAGGUACACAGUGUGUCUCCCCUCAGUUACAACAACCAGGCACACAGUGUGUCCCCCGCUCAGUUACAUCAGCCAGGCACACAGUGUGUCUCCCCUCAGAUACAUCAGCCAGGUACACAGUGUGUCUCCCCUCAGUUACAUGAGCCAGGUACUGUGUGUCUCCCCUCAGUUACAUCAGCCAGGCACACAGUGUGUCUCCCCUCAGUUACAUCAGCCAGGUACACAGUGUGUCUCCCCUCAGUUACAUCAGCCAGGUUCACAGUGUGUCUCCCCUCAGUUACAUCAGCCAGGUACUGUGUGUCUCCCCUCAGUUACAUCAGCCAGGUACACAGUGUGUCUCCCCUCAGUUACAUGAGCCAUGUACACAGUGUGUCUCCCCUCAGUUACAUCAGCCAGGUACUGUGUGUCUCCCCUCAGUUACAUCAGCCAGGUACACAGUGUGUCUCCCCUCAGUUACAUGAGCCAUGUACACAGUGUGUCUCCCCUCAGUUACAUCAGCCAGGUACUGUGUGUCUCCCCUCAGUUACAUCAGCCAGGUACACAGUGUGUCUCCCCUCAGUUACAUCAGCCAGGUAUACAGUGUGUCUCCCCUCAGUUACAUCAGCCAGGUACACUGUGUGUCUCCCCUCAGUUACAUCAGCCAGGUACACGUGUGUCUCCCCUCAGUUACAUCAGCCAGGUGCACAGUGUGUCUCCCCUCAGUUACAUCAGCCAGGUACACACUGUGUCUCCCCUCAGUUACAUCAACCAGGUACACACUGUGUCUCCCCCCAGUUACAACAACCAGGUACACAGUGUGUCUCCCCUCAGUUACAUCAGCCAGGUACACAGUGUGUCUCCCCUCAGUUACAUCAACCAGGUACACACUGUGUCUCCCCUCAGUUACAUCAGCCAGGUACACAGUGUGUCUCCCCCCAGUUACAUCAGCCAGGUACACAGUGUGUCUCCCCCCAGUUACAACAACCAGGUACACAGUGUGUCUCCCCCCAGUUACAUCAGCCAGGUACACAGUGUGUCUCCCCUCAGUUACAUCAGCCAGGUACACAGUGUGUCUCCCCUCAGUUACAUCAGCCAGGUACACAGUGUGUCUCCCCUCAGUUACAUCAGCCAGGUACACAGUGUGUCUCCCCUCAGUUACAACAACCAGGUACACAGUGUGUCUCCCCUCAGUUACAUCAGCCAGGUACACAGUGUGUCUCCCCUCAGUUACAUCAGCCAGGCACACAGUGUGUCUCCCCCCAGUUACAUCAGCCAGGUACACAGUGUGUCUCCCCUCAGUUACAUCAACCAGGUACACAGUGUGUCUCCCCUCAGUUACAUGAGCCAGGUACUGUGUGUCUCCCCUCAGUUACAUCAGCCAGGUACACAGUGUGUCUCCCCUCAGUUACAUCAGCCAGGUACACACUGUGUCUCCCCUCAGUUACAUCAGCCAGGUACACAGUGUGUCUCCCCUCAGUUACAUCAGCCAGGUACACAGUGUGUCUCCCCUCAGUUACAUCAACCAGGUACACACUGUGUCUCCCCUCAGUUACAUCAGCCAGGUACACAGUGUGUCUCCCCCAGUUACAUCAGCCAGGUACACAGUGUGUCUCCCCCCAGUUACAACAACCAGGUACACAGUGUGUCUCCCCUCAGUUACAUCAGCCAGGCACACAGUGUGUCUCCCCCCAGUUACAUCAGCCAGGUACACAGUGUGUCUCCCCUCAGUUACAUCAACCAGGUACACAGUGUGUCUCCCCUCAGUUACAUCAGCCAGGUACUGUGUGUCUCCCCUCAGUUACAUCAGCCAGGUACACAGUGUGUCUCCCCUCAGUUACAUCAGCCAGGUACACAGUGUGUCUCCCCUCAGUUACAUCAGCCAGGUACACAGUGUGUCUCCCCCCAGUUACAUCAGCCAGGUACACAGUGUGUCUCCCCCCAGUUACAUCAGCCAGGUACACAGUGUGUCUCCCCUCAGUUACAUCAACCAGGUACACAGUGUGUCUCCCCUCAGUUACAUCAGCCAGGUACUGUGUGUCUCCCCUCAGUUACAUCAGCCAGGUACACAUUGUGUCUCCCCUCAGUUACAUCAGCCAGGCAUACAGUGUGUCUCCCCUCAGUUACAUCAGCCAGGUACACAGUGUGUCUCCCCUCAGUUACAUCAACCAGGUACACAGUGUGUCUCCCCUCAGUUACAUCAGCCAGGUACUGUGUGUCUCCCCUCAGUUACAUCAGCCAGGUACACAGUGUGUCUCCCCUCAGUUACAUCAGCCAGGUACACAGUGUGUCUCCCCUCAGUUACAUCAGCCAGGUACACAGUUUGUCUCCCCUCAGUUACAUCAGCCAGGCACACAGUGUGUCUCCCCUCAGUUACAUCAGCCAGGUACACAGUGUGUCUCCCCUCAGUUACAUCAGCCAGGUACACAGUGUGUCUCCCCUCAGUUACAUCAGCCAGGCACACAGUGUGUCUCCCCUCAGUUACAUCAGCCAGGUGCACAGUUUGUCUCCCCCCAGUUACAUCAGCCAGGCACACAGUGUGUCUCCCCUCAGUUACAUCAGCCAGGUACACAGUGUGUCUCCCCUCAGUUACAUCAACCAGGUACACACUGUGUCUCCCCCCAGUUACAUCAACCAGGUACACAGUGUGUCUCCCCUCAGUUACAUCAGCCAGGUACACAGUGUGUCUCCCCCCAGUUACAUCAGCCAGGUACACAGUGUGUCUCCCCCCAGUUACAUCAGCCAGGCACACAGUGUGUCUCCCCUCAGUUACAUGAGCCAGGUACUGUGUGUCUCCCCUCAGUUACAUCAGCCAGGUACACAGUGUGUCUCCCCCCAGUUACAUCAGCCAGGUACACAGUGUGUCUCCCCCCAGUUACAACAACCAGGUACACAGUGUGUCUCCCCUCAGUUACAUGAGCCAGGUACUGUGUGUCUCCCCCCAGUUACAUCAGCCAGGUACACAGUGUGUCUCCCCUCAGUUACAUCAGCCAGGUACACUUUGUGUCUCCCCUCAGUUACAUCAGCCAGGUACACAGUGUGUCUCCCCCCAGUUACAUCAGCCAGGUACACUUUGUGUCUCCCCUCAGUUACAUCAGCCAGGUACACAGUGUGUCUCCCCCCAGUUACAUCAGCCAGGUACACUUUGUGUCUCCCCUCAGUUACAUCAGCCAGGUACACAGUGUGUCUCCCCCCAGUUACAUCAACCAGGUACACAGUGUGUCUCCCCUCAGUUACAUCAGCCAGGUACACAGUGUGUCUCCCCUCAGUUACAUCAGCCAGGUACACAGUGUGUCUCCCCUCAGUUACAUCAGCCAGGUACACUUUGUGUCUCCCCUCAGUUACAUCAGCCAGGUACACAGUGUGUCUCCCCUCAGUUACAUCAACCAGGUACACGUGUGUCUCCCCUCAGUUACAUCAGCCAGGCACACAGUGUGUCUCCCCCCAGUUACAUCAGCCAGGUACACAGUGUGUCUCCCCUCAGUUACAUCAGCCAGGCACACAGUGUGUCUCCCCCCAGUUACAUCAGCCAGGUACACAGUGUGUCUCCCCUCAGUUACAUCAGCCAGGUACACAGUGUGUCUCCCCCUAGUUACAUCAGCCAGGCACACAGUGUGUCUCCCCUCAGUUACAUCAGCCAGGUACACAGUGUGUCUCCCCUCAGUUACAUCAACCAGGUACACUGUGUGUCUCCCCUCAGUUACAUCAGCCAGGUACACAGUGUUUCUCCCCUCAGUUACAUCAACCAGGUACACAGUGUGUCUCCCCUCAGUUACAUCAGCCAGGUACACAAUGUGUCUCCCCUCAGUUACAUCAACCAGGUACACACUGUGUCUCCCCUCAGUUACAUCAGCCAGGUACACAGUGUGUCUCCCCCCAGUUACAUCAGCCAGGUACACAGUGUGUCUCCCCUCAGUUACAUCAUCCAGGUACACAGUGUGUCUCCCCUCAGUUACAUCAGCCAGGUACACAGUGUGUCUCCCCUCAGUUACAUCAGCCAGGUACACAAUGUGUCUCCCCUCAGUUACAUCAGCCAGGUACACAGUGUGUCUCCCCUCAGUUACAUCAGCCAGGUACUGUGUGUCUCCCCUCAGUUACAUCAGCCAGGUACACAGUGUGUCUCCCCUCAGUUACAUCAGCCAGGUACACAGUGUGUCUCCCACCAGUUACAACAACCAGGUACACAGUGUGUCUCCCCUCAGUUACAUCAGCCAGGUACACAGUGUGUCUCCCCUCAGUUACAUCAGCCAGGUACACAGUGUGUCUCCCCUCAGUUACAUCAGCCAGGUACACAGUGUGUCUCCCCUCAGUUACAUCAGCCAGGUACACUGUGUGUCUCCCUUCAGUUACAUCAACCAGGUACACGUGUGUCUCCCCUCAGUUAGAUCAGCCAGGUUCACAGUGUGUCUCCCCUCAGUUACAUCAGCCAGGUUCACAGUGUGUCUCCCCUCAGUUACAUCAGCCAGGUACACUGUGUAUCUCCCCUCAGUUUCAUCAGCCAGGUACACAGUGUGUCUCCCCUCAGUUACAUCAGCCAGGUACACAGUGUGUCUCCCCUCAGUUACAUCAGCAAAGCACACUGUGUGUCUCCCCUCAGUUACAUCAGCCAGGUACACAGUGUGUCCUUUUCUCUGUUGAGAUGAUACAAGUUGUUUUCUAAGAGUUACUACAAUGUAAUUGACAUUACCACUUGAACAAGCCUACCUACCUAUGUGUUUGUUUUGUAUCUGAAAAUAGUGUUUGUUUCCUUUCUUGGUACUGUUAUAUCAAAGCUAGAUGACUCGUGUUAUAUCUUCCCAAUAUCAUUUUAAGGGAAUGAUUUCAAUGUCAAACUGGAUUCCUUCUCCAUGUGGAGAAUACAUUACACAAUCAUUGUUGCCAUCUAAAGCCAAUGGACAUGUUUCCUUCUGCACAAGUGUAAGUGAGCCCCUGGUGAGUUGAUUCAACAUG